Messenger RNA from Hordeum vulgare subsp. vulgare (domesticated barley), 2455 nucleotides. RefSeq names its product DEAD-box ATP-dependent RNA helicase 52C-like. Lineage: Eukaryota; Viridiplantae; Streptophyta; Magnoliopsida; Poales; Poaceae. The record is from RefSeq and is a predicted model, not a curated record. The coding region runs from base 137 to 1942 and encodes 601 amino acids. The transcript has 6 exons. Gene Ontology annotation, cellular component: nucleus. Gene Ontology annotation, molecular function: RNA binding; RNA helicase activity; ATP binding.
GCACGCUUCGUUUUAGCCGCAAACUCCAUCAAAAUACCACCGAUCGAAAUCCCGCAGAAAGCUUUGCCCUGAAAAAAAAAGCCAGUGCGCACCUCGCCUCCUCCCACCUCCACCUCCGCGCAGAUCCCAUCUAACCAUGGCGGCCCCUUCCCGCACCUCCUGGGCCGACGUCGCCGACGCUGAACCGGCCCCUCCCGCUCCCGUUCCAGCGGCGGCGCCCGCCACAUCCAACGGCCCCGCGCGUGCCGACCGCUCCUCCUACGUUCCUCCCCACCUCCGCAACCGCUCCUCCUCCACCGCGCCUCCGGUGUCCUCCGCUCCUCCCCCCCGCGCCGCGCCCGGCCUCCUCGGCCGCCCCACCGUCGGCGCCGGUGGGAGGUUCGGGGGAGGCGGGGCCCCACCUCGUAGGUGGGACCGGGAGCCCAACCCUUUCGGGGACGAGGAGGAGGUGCUGGCGGAGCCUGUGCCCUUCGACGAGCACCAGAACACGGGGAUCAACUUUGAAGCGUACGAAGACAUCCCCGUAGAGACCAGCGGCCGGGAAGUUCCGCCCGCCGUGGGCACGUUCGCGGAGAUCGACCUCGGCGCCGCGCUCAACGACAACAUUCGCCGGUGCAAGUACGUGCGGCCCACGCCCGUGCAGCGCCAUGCCAUCCCGAUCUCUCUGGCUGGGCGAGAUCUCAUGGCUUGCGCGCAGACUGGAUCGGGGAAAACGGCCGCCUUCUGCUUCCCCAUCAUCAGCGGCAUCAUGCGGGGCCCGCCCGUGCAGCGGUCACAACGGGGCGGGAGUAGGACCGCCUGCCCGCUUGCCCUCAUCCUGUCGCCCACAAGAGAGCUGUCAAUGCAGAUUCAUGAAGAGGCCAGAAAAUUUUCAUAUCAGACUGGUGUCAGGGUAGUGGUUGCAUAUGGCGGGGCGCCUAUUACCCAGCAGUUGAGAGAUCUUGAGAGGGGUGUUGACAUUCUUGUGGCUACCCCUGGUCGUUUGGUUGAUUUACUGGAAAGGGCAAGAGUAUCCUUACAGUCGAUUAGAUACCUUGCCCUUGAUGAGGCAGAUAGAAUGCUGGAUAUGGGGUUUGAGCCGCAAGUUCGGAGAAUUGUUGAGCAAAUGGAUAUGCCUCCACGAGGUGUCAGGCAGACGUUAUUGUUUAGCGCCACGUUCCCGGGAGAAAUCCAGAAAAUGGCAUCUGACUUUCUGGAGAACUACAUAUUCCUGGCUGUUGGAAGGGUCGGGUCAAGUACUGAGUUGAUUGCCCAGAGAGUUGAGUUUGUACAGGAGGCAGAUAAAAGAAGUCACUUGAUGGAUCUGCUCCAUGCGCAAAGAGACAGUUCUGAUCAAGGGAAGCAAGCUCUCACACUUGUCUUCGUGGAGACCAAAAGGGGUGCCGACUCACUGGAAAACUGGUUGUGUACGAAUGGAUUUCCAGCGACUUCUAUUCAUGGUGAUAGAAAUCAGCAGGAAAGAGAACAUGCUUUGAGAUCCUUCAAGAGUGGUCAAACUCCAAUUCUUGUUGCAACUGAUGUGGCGGCCCGGGGCCUCGACAUUCCUCAUGUUGCCCAUGUUGUGAACUUUGAUCUCCCCAAUGAUAUUGAUGACUAUGUACACAGGAUUGGUCGUACAGGGAGGGCAGGAAAAAGUGGAAUUGCGACUGCUUUCUUCAAUGACAACAACUCUUCAAUGGCAAAGUCUCUAGCUGACCUAAUGCAAGAAUCUAAUCAGGAGGUACCUGCGUGGCUCACUCGCUAUGCAGCUCGCCCAUCUUAUGGUGGUGGUGGUGGAAAGAACAGACGUGGUGCCGGAGGAGGGAGCCGCUUUGGUGGCCGUGACUUCCGUAGGGAAUCUUCUUCCUUUGGCAAGGGUGGUGGCGCCAGUGACUAUGCUGGAGGCAGCAGCUAUGGGGGCGGUGGCUAUGGUGGUGCUGGAGCUCCCAGUGCCUGGGAUUAAUGUUGCAGUCGUUCCUGUAGGGUCUAUCAAGUUUAGUUUGCUUUACUCUAGCUUCUUAUUAGAUAUACAUUUUUGGUAGGAGCAGAUAUACAGCGACAGCACUAGUGAACUGUGUCGGACCCCUUCUUUUCUUCUGGUUACAACCGAAGUAAUCUUAUCUUACAGAUAUCUGUUAUGGAGAGCGUCUUUGAGGACUUUCAGGCACACACCAAGGUUCGCAGCUAGGAAUAUGAUUUCUAGACUGAAUUACUUGUUAGGGAUAAUAGUAGCUGGUGUUGGUAGACUGACAUUUAGCGCUUGAUGUGGAAUUUCUGUCUUCGCAUUUCCUUGGUCUAUGUCUCAUUUUGGGUUGGUUGUAGAGCUUGUAAUGAGGGUGCUUAUGUGGCUUGAUUUUGGUCCCAGAUUUGACUUUUGAUACCCAGGUUGAGGUAGUCCUUACUCCUUUAAAUCCUGUUGUAAUGUAUAUACUGUGAGGUCAGGCUGGAACGAAUAAGAACAAGUUAUUAGUCUUUA